Messenger RNA from Tigriopus californicus, 2182 nucleotides. Its product is annotated as transmembrane protein 62-like. Gene Ontology annotation, molecular function: hydrolase activity. NCBI's taxonomy places the organism in Eukaryota, Metazoa, Arthropoda, Copepoda, Harpacticoida, Harpacticidae. The transcript has a single exon. Bases 115 to 2106 code for a protein of 663 amino acids. The record is from RefSeq and is a predicted model, not a curated record.
UCAUCAACAUUCAAUAUACAACAAAGAGGACCCCAGUGACAACUAAAAAACUCGUCCUCAAAUCGUUGUUCAACAAGCACAAACAUAAUUAGUACAGGGGCAGUUCGCAAGAACAUGUCGCCUCAAACUUCGUGCCAAAUCAUUUGUCUCUUGAUUGUGGCCUUUGUUUGCCUUCAAUGCCACUGGUUAUGGCGAUCUUGGGUUUCGCCCCAUUUCCAGCCUUCUUACGUUCAAGUGAAGAAGGAAUCGAGCAUGGCGGAUCAGGCGGGUUCUUGGUCCACUGAAGAUUGGGAUGACAUGGGCGAUCUCACUUGGUUUGUUCAAGUUAGCGAUUUGCACAUUUCCCAAUUUAAGGAUCUGUCUCGAGGGUCCGAUUUGAUCGAGCUCUUCAAAUUUGUGGGGCAAGAUGUGAACCCGUUAGCCGUGUUGGUGACGGGUGAUCUGACCGAUGCCAAAGAGGCUGAUCACCAAGGAUCAAGACAAUUCGUGGAGGAAUGGCAAAUGUACCGGCAUAUCUUGAACGCCAGUGACAUCAUAUCAAAGACCACCUACUUAGAUAUCAGGGGGAAUCAUGACAAUUUUGACGUGGCCAAGAAGGAUGAUGAUCUUUAUCAAAAGUAUUCCGAACAGGGUCGGCGACACCAACAUUCGUAUGUGAAGCAUUUAAGACAUGGGCACCAGACUUUUGGAAUCAUGGCGUUGGAUGCCUCGCCUCAUCCUGGAUUGAAACGCCCGUUCAAUUUCUUUGGAACAAUCACGUCUCAGGAAUUGGAGGUCGUGCGUCCUCUCAUGAGGGAAGCGCGUCGAAAUGAGCAUACCCUUUUCAUGGGCCACUAUCCUACUAGUUCCAUUACGGUCCAAGAUAACGUCCUCAUCCGGGACCUACUCGUCAAUAGCGUCUAUCUCUGUGGGCAUUAUCACACAGCCAUCAAUUACAACCGAGAGAUGUUUUCCAGGUUCCCAUCAGGUCUCUUGGAGCUGGAAAUGGGCGAUUGGAAAGACAAUCGCCGAUUUCGCAUCCUGACAUUCGACCACGGUCAUUUCAGCUUUUCCGAUUUCACUUAUGAAUCGAACGGAGGCGCGAUUGUGGCGGCCGUUUUGACCAAUCCCAAGAACCCUUAUGCCUGGCUGGAACAUGAGCGAAAUGGCGAUUUGAAGCAUUCCCAGUUUGUCCGCGUGCUUGUCUUCAGUAAUGAGCCCAUUGCCGAGGUUAUGAUCAAAUUGGAUCGGGGAAGCUUCCAGUCGGCCCACAAGGUGGGAUCAAGUUCUUUAUGGAAAAUGAGAUGGGAUCCCAAACUCUUCACCUCAGGAAUCCAUUCUCUCAAGAUCCAAGUUCUUUUAAGUUCCGGACUCAUCUACGAGCGCGAUGAAGUGUUUUCUCUGGACGGAUCUCAGCCCCAGUUCUCGCUCUUGGCCAGGAUCAUUCUCAUGAAUGAUUGGCUGCCUUUUUCACAAAUCGUGUUCACUCUCUCAGCUUUGUCCGUGAUGAUCAGUCUGGUGGCCAUUCGUUUGGUCCACCAUGUAUGGUGCACACAAGAGGUGGGACGUUGUCGACCGGCUCAAUAUUUCAUAUGCUUACGACCUUGCGUGCACUGGUUACAACGUGUAUGGACACUAACCUCCAUCGACGCUCUAUUUUGGCCUUUGACUCUCUCGGUAUUGUACAUUUGCGUUGGGCCUUUGACCUUGGCCCAAGUAAUGAGCUCGGCUCAAGCGGUCAUUUUUGUUUGGGGCAUGUUGUUAUUAGAUGGAACCUAUCUUCCUCCAGACACGGUCUACAUUUAUGCAUUCCUAACCCUAGUGGUUCACAUGGCUUUCAUUAAUAGUGCCGCCAAUGCCGUUCAUCGACGUCGGGUGAAUUUGUCACGCCACGACAAAGAUGCAGACUCCAUGCUCGUGUUUAUUUGGCAUCACAGUGGAUUUGCACUGAUUGCGCUGUUAGUCCUUGUGAAUUUACAUUCACUACGAACCACCUAUGGCACCAUGGCCAUUUUCAGCCCCAUCGGAUUGGGCAGGCUCGGGCUCUAUGUCUGGAUUUAUUGCAUGAAAAUCCCGUCACUACAAAAUCAUCACCUCCGAGAAGUGUCGAGAGUCUGGUCCACCUAAGCAUAAUGUUUUUAUUGUCAUCGAUCUUCCAUACAAUCUUGUGCGAUAUAAAUUAUGAAAGUACUUCUCGACUGAA